ACUAACAACAGCUUCCAGUUUCAGUUUGUAACCUCGUAUAUUGUGCGGAACUCUUAAGAAAGACAACUACAAUAAUUGUUUAAAUAUUCACAUAAAACACACGAAUUGAUGCUUCCAAAGUGAGUCUCCCUCUCACACACCGCUAAAAUGGUCGAUUACGAAAGUACUGGCUUGAUGCCUCAAAUCCAAGCGUUGAUAGCACCGCCAGUGAGCAAUGAACGAGGCAGCGGCGGUCAUCCACGCACGAAAAACAAACAUCCGUAUUUUAAAAGACAUGGCAGAGGACACAAUCAUGAUCUUUGUGAUAGCUGUAAUGAAGGUGGUGAUCUGAUUUGCUGUGACAAAUGUCCCUCUAGCUUUCAUCUCACAUGCCAUGAUCCGCCAUUGGAUGAGGAUGAUAUUCCAGUUGGAGAAUGGUUGUGCCAUCGAUGUAGAAGCACCACAGCCAAGCGGAAAAGAAGCUGUGAUGAUGAUGACAAAGAAAAGGAAGCAAAAAAAGAAAAGGGGUGCAAAAGUAUGUUGGAUAUGUUGAUUGAGGCUGCCAGUCAGGCGAAUCCAACACAAUUUCAAUUGCCUGCACAAAUGUUGGAGCCUUGUAUCUUUCCAGGCACAGAUAAAGUGGAUUGUCAUAAAAAACAAUCCCACACAUCAACAACUUCAGCAGCACCCGAAAAAUGUGAUAAUCCCGCAACGGCGAAGUGCUACGUCUGUUCAAAAACCUGUCGGGCAGGUCUCCUCAUCGCGUGCGACUUCUGCUCGCUGUAUUUCCACUUGGAUUGCCUAGAUCCACCGCUGACUUCACCCCCGACCGAUCGCUGGAUGUGCCCGAAUCAUGUUCAACACUUUCUCGAUACGCAAUUACUCAAAAGCGCAUCGGCAACCGAACGCAACAAACUCUGGUCGGAAUUCGCCAACAAUCCGGUUGAUCAAGACGCGAUUAAACUGGAAUUCUUCCGCCGGAUACACCGGAAAAAUCCACCGUUUCGGUAUAAAGUCAAAUUGGGCAAAAGGCGGCGUGCGAAAGUGCCGGAUAUUGUCAAACAGCACUAUAAAUCUCCGAUUAGUUUACUACCGUCACUCAGAGACGUCUUACGAUUGAGUACGGUGCUUAGCAGAGAGGAAAAUGAAUAUAAACGUAAAUUUCUACAAGAUUACGAUAUAAACUAUGAACCGGUGCAGACAAAUAAUGAUAUACACGUUGUUGAUCAUGAUAAUCACGAUAUUAAAGUCGAAGAUGUUGAGGUGAAUGAAAAGAAUGAUUUGGAAGCUUGCAGCGAUGAUAAACAUGUAGAUAUGGAUGAGGAAACAAUCGCCGGGUUGAAAGCAGCUAAUAUUUUCAUGUUAAACGAUGAUUGCGCCAAGUUUCUUGACGAUGUUCUCAAACAAAACGAAGAACGGAUGAAAUCAGCGCGUGAACAACAGAAUCAAGUUGAACAUGUUGAAGAAAACGGCGAGAAAACAUCACAGACGCAGUCGCAAUCACGAUUGAGGAAAAUUAAACUCGAAAAACUUGAAAAUGAUAUAAAAAGCGAAGACAACGUUGCGAGGAAACAAAAUCUCGGGUUUAUUGACGUGCAUGAAGUUGAAAGAGAACUGCAGCAGUUGGACGAGCGUGUGCUGAAAUUACUAGCGCUGCAACGUAUUCAGCAGAUUUUACAGGCGCAAAGCGCGCAACAACCACCGCAGGACGUUAAUCCCAUCAUGAAUACUCUGCCGAGUCAACUGUUGACUCCAGCUGACAUUGAAAGAAUUGCUAGAGUGUUUGCGAGUCCCAAGAGAAAACAAAAACCGCAGUCGCAUUCGACAGCGUUCACGAUAAAUAGUCUGCGCGCACGCGCGAUGCUCUGUCCGGUUGUGUCGAAGUAUUUUUACAAUGUGCGGAACAGCGAGAUGACUGACUUGAGGCACGAUGCUAGUUUUAUGGGGUAUCGGCCUACUGUAUCAGCAAGGUUUCCGGAUGCUUUUUCCAUGCGUUAUCGGAGUUUAUCUAUAGGACGAGGUGCUUCCAAUCAUCUACAACUUGAUGCCUAUGGGCAUUGUAAUAAUGUCUCAGCGAAACAUGCUGUGAUUUUUUAUGAUGAGCAUACGAAACAAUACGAGUUACUAAACUACUCCAUGCACGGCACGUUUGUAAACAACAUCUACUUUUGCAAUUACAUCGCUGAUCGUCCAACCCCGCCGAAUACGAACCGCACCAAUGACUUGGAGAAGAAAGUGCGUGAGAUUGUCGAGAAGCGAAAACGUGCAAUGCGACGCGGAGCGACAUCUAACGGCACCGCUGCCAUUUUACACGAGAAAAUGAUCGCCGAAGCUGUUGAUUCUUCGGUGGAUAAAGAAUGUUCUUGUGUUAAUCCUAUGUCGAAUGUGUCGUCACUGCCGCGACAUGUACAGGACACGCCUGGCACGCCGCUGCCCCCACAGACGAAUGCGAAUGGUGUUGAUUCGAGUACCUGCGGCUGGGAAGGACCUGCUGUGCUGCAUCAUGGCUCCCUGCUGCGAUUCGGAUGCAUUUCGUUUGUGUUCUCCAUUGUGGAAUGUGCCAGCGUUUAAAUAUGAACUAAUCUCUGCUAUCUUUAAUCAUUCGGUGUACAUAUAUAAGUAAUUGUAUCUCUAAUUUAAUUUAUAAUAGUCACUUUGAAUUA
Messenger RNA from Dalotia coriaria, 2642 nucleotides. RefSeq names its product PHD finger protein 12. The transcript has 8 exons. Gene Ontology annotation, biological process: negative regulation of transcription by RNA polymerase II. Gene Ontology annotation, cellular component: Sin3-type complex; nucleus. NCBI's taxonomy places the organism in Eukaryota, Metazoa, Arthropoda, Insecta, Coleoptera, Staphylinidae. Gene Ontology annotation, molecular function: protein binding; transcription corepressor activity. Bases 148 to 2550 code for a protein of 800 amino acids. The record is from RefSeq and is a predicted model, not a curated record.